CAUAACAUCCUCCUUCAACAACAACACCAUCUCCGCUGAAUCAUGAGGGUGGUGAACCUGGGUCCAGAUCCCUCUCUGGCAUAUCGUCCUGAUAGUCAUGACAAAGACAAAACAGAAUUCAGGAACUUUGAGAGUGGAGCUCUCUUUGACCGUGUGUUUAAUACAUACAAGCUGAUGCACACAUACCAAACACUGGACUUUGUCAAACAGAAGCAUCUGGAAUGGGCAAACUGCAAUCACUUCAGCAUGAGCAUGAUGAAGAACAUCGAUUCCCUGGACGAGCUUGUUGAUGAAUCCGACCCCGACGUUGACUUCCCAAACUCUUUCCAUGCCUUCCAGACUGCAGAGGGGAUCCGUAAAGAGCAUCCUGAUAAAGAUUGGUUCCAGCUAGUCGGUUUGAUCCAUGACAUCGGAAAAAUCAUGGCCUUGUAUGGGGAGCCACAGUGGGCUGUAGUUGGAGAUACCUUCCCAGUGGGAUGCAAGUUCCAGAAUUCAAUAGUGUUCAGAAACUCAACGUUUGAAGGCAAUCCGGAUGGAAAGAACCCUGCACUCAACACAGAAUUUGGGAUUUAUGAACCAAAAUGUGGACUUGAUAACAUCCUGAUGUCUUGGGGACAUGAUGAGUAUUUAUACCGGGUAAUGAAGUUCAACAAAUGCACCAUCCCUGAGGAGGGUCUUUACAUGAUCCGCUUCCACUCCUUCUACCCCUGGCACUCUGACGGAGACUACAUGCACUUAUGCAACAAGAAAGACCUGCAGAUGCUGCCCUGGGUCAAAGAGUUUAACAAGUUUGAUUUGUACACCAAGAGCACUGAACUACCGGACGUGGAGAGUCUGAGGCCGUAUUAUCAGUCUCUGAUUGACAAGUACUGCCCCGGGACACUGCGCUGGUGAACCUGUUCUCUUCUUCCAGUCGGUCCUAGUUCAAACAUGAAUGACACUUCAAAUCAUGUUUCGUUAUAGUUUUUGCUCUGUGGGCAAUAAAAAUGG
Carassius auratus (goldfish) is the source of this 990-nucleotide messenger RNA. RefSeq names its product myo-inositol oxygenase (gene miox). Gene Ontology annotation, biological process: inositol catabolic process. The coding region runs from base 43 to 894 and encodes 283 amino acids. Gene Ontology annotation, cellular component: cytoplasm. Lineage: Eukaryota; Metazoa; Chordata; Actinopteri; Cypriniformes; Cyprinidae. The record is from RefSeq and is a predicted model, not a curated record. Gene Ontology annotation, molecular function: iron ion binding; inositol oxygenase activity. The transcript has 10 exons.